Messenger RNA from Crotalus tigris (Tiger rattlesnake), 7703 nucleotides. RefSeq names its product solute carrier organic anion transporter family member 5A1 (gene SLCO5A1). Gene Ontology annotation, biological process: sodium-independent organic anion transport; transmembrane transport. The coding region runs from base 863 to 3478 and encodes 871 amino acids. Lineage: Eukaryota; Metazoa; Chordata; Lepidosauria; Squamata; Viperidae. The transcript is spliced from 10 exons. The record is from RefSeq and is a predicted model, not a curated record. Gene Ontology annotation, cellular component: membrane. Gene Ontology annotation, molecular function: protein binding.
AGGCGCUUCUGUUUGGGGAGCGUUAUUAUUCUGGUUGCUGAAUGCAGGUGGUAGCUGUGCUUUUCUUUGCUUUCACCGGGUUUCCCAAGAUGGUUUUUUUUUUUAAUUCCAGUGCUAGACAAUGUCUUUCCCCAUAGCUCAGCAGAUGCACACCAAGGCUGGAAUGGCGCUAGUUGAAUCUGGGCUUACCAAAACCAAAAAACAAAUCGGAAAAUUUGAUGCUGUCUCCUGGCUUUUUGCAAUUCAGAUCUGGUAGUCCUCUUUUUGAGGAGAGGAUACAAAUGCUCAUUUUCUUGUCUUAGGCAAUUUCUUCUGUUCUGUAUCCCAUUAAUUUGCAGCCUCAGGGAGCAGCAGCUGGGAACUACUACUGUGAGAAGACAAAAGCAGCAUGCUGACCUUCUGUGCAUGAUUUCUCUCCCCCUCCCUCUGUAUUGAUAGACAUGUCAUCUGAAGACUUUAACACAGAAACAGAAAGAAUACAUCUUCAGAAUCUACAGUCUUAUUGCCAAUGAUGCAGGCAGUCAAGGACCCUCAUCUAGAAUGGCAGGGCAUCAUUAGGAGCCAUGUGGGAAUGAAUCUGCUGAGGGGGAGUGGUCCAAUUCACUUUGUUUAAAGGUCAGCUGCUGGCAGAGGAGAGCAGUGCUAAGAAGUAUGGUACUACAAUAAAAUCUGCUGGACAUGUGCUCUCAUGUGUUCAUGUAACGUGUUGAAUUGUAGGGUCUCUUUUUUCCAGAGUGGCUUGGAGAGAUCUGGAAAGCCAUAGAGGAUGAUUGUUCUUGGGCUGAAAAAAGCAUACAUUUGAACAAGGUCAUGCAUAUAAUAGGGAAUUAGUAAUUCAGCCCAGACCAAGCUUGCUCUCAGCAUGCUUUUAUCAGGAAUAAUAAAGCACCAGCAUCCAAACUCUCUCGGAGAGGAGCAACCAGAAAAACAAGAUGAGAAUUCUCGGUCCAAAAGCUUGCCAGUUCUGAAUGGGUCUGUUCCACAGAUUAAUACCACACAAAGUGCUCUCAUUGCAGCCAAAAAGAACUUCUUACAGAGUUUGCAGGGGGACUCUGAUCAGAGGUGUGGCCUUGACCCCGAUAUAUCAGCACAUCACAGUAAUGCUACUGCUACUUCUUCCAAGACAGUAUUGUCUUUUACAGCUUCCAGCUUUUCAAGAAUGAGGAAUUUCACUGAAAGAAGUGAAAGCAACAACUCUACUAGAUUAAGUAAUGGCAUGUCAACAGCUUCCACACUGCUAAUAAUCCCUGGUAGAAAAUAUCUUGCUAUAGUAUUGACAGAUUCUCGAUUCUUUUUGAUAUGUAUGUGUUUCCUGACUUUCAUUCAAUCACUAAUGGUCUCUGGUUACUUGAGUAGUGUUAUCACUACCAUUGAGAGAAGAUAUAGCUUGAAAAGCUCUGAAUCUGGGCUAUUGGUCAGCUGUUUCGAUAUUGGCAGCCUUUUGGUGGUAGUCUUCAUCAGUUAUUUUGGUGGACAAGGGCGAAGACCUCUGUGGCUUGCUAUUGGGGGGUUAUUUAUUGCCCUUGGGGCUGCCGUAUUUUCUUUACCUCAUUUCAUCUCUGCACCAUAUCAAAUCCAGGAAUUAAACUCCUCUGUUUCUAAUGAUGGCUUGUGUUUGACUGGAAAUAAUUCAGUGAAAGGGCACCUGGAAUUCUCAGGCUGUAUGAAGAAUUCACAUGGAAAUGGCCACUCACUCUAUGUAGCUUUGUUUAUUUGUGCCCAAAUACUCAUUGGAAUGGGCUCCACACCUAUCUACACUCUAGGACCAACCUACUUGGAUGAUAAUGUCAAGAAAGAAAACUCAUCACUCUAUCUAGCUAUCAUGUAUGUAAUGGGAGCUCUUGGUCCUGCAGCAGGAUAUUUAUUAGGAGGUGUUCUUAUUGGGUUUUAUGUACAUCCUACAAGUACUGUUCAGAUUGACCAAAGUGACCCACGGUUCAUUGGUAACUGGUGGAGUGGAUUCCUCCUUUGUGCUAGUGUGAUGCUUCUUGUUAUACUUCCAAUGUUUGCUUUUCCCAAAAAGCUCCCACCUCGACACAAGAAAAAGAAAAAAAAGAUGCACUCUGAUGAUGUUUCAGGUGAUGAUGAUAUUGUGAAAGAAAAAGUGAAUAGCAAAAAAGAGCUAGACUCGGAAAUUCCUACAUCAAUGGGCUUUGGAAGGAAUGUUAAAGAACUUCCAAGAGCAGCUUUCAGGAUCUUAAGCAACAUGACAUUCCUUUUUGUGAGUUUGUCAUACACAGCUGAAUGUGCCAUUGUUACUGCUUUUAUUACCUUUAUUCCCAAGUUCAUUGAGUCACAGUUUGGCAUCCCAGCUUCCAAUGCCAGCAUCUACACUGGUGUGAUUAUUGUUCCAAGUGCUGGUGUUGGUAUUGUCCUAGGAGGUUACAUUAUAAAAAAACUGAAACUUGGUGCAAGAGAAUCUGCAAAACUAGCAAUGAUUUGCAGUGGCGUAUCUCUGUUAUGCUUUUCAACACUCUUCAUAGUUGGAUGUGAAAGUAUUAAUCUAGGAGGUAUAAAUAUACCAUAUACAACAGGACCUACUCUCACCAUGGCACAUAGGAAUCUGACUGGAAGCUGUAAUGUUAAUUGUGGCUGCAAAACCCAUGAAUACAAACCUGUGUGUGGAUCAGAUGGGAUCACAUAUUUUAACCCUUGUCUUGCUGGUUGCAUUAGCAGUGGAAAUUAUAGCACAGGAAUAAGAAAUUAUACAGAUUGUGCCUGUGUCCAAAGCCGACAAGUUAUCACACCACCCACAGUUGGACAGCGUAGCCAGCUAAGAGUGGUGAUCGUCAAAACAUAUCUCAAUGAGAACGGCUAUGCUGUAUCAGGAAAGUGUGAUAGAACCUGCAACACACUCAUCCCUUUCCUCAUUUUUCUCUUCAUAGUAACACUUAUCACAGCAUGUGCCCAACCAUCAGCAAUCAUAGUAACUCUCAGGUCUGUGGAAAAUGGUGAGAGGCCUUUUGCCCUUGGCAUGCAAUUUGUUUUAUUAAGAACUCUUGCAUACAUUCCUACCCCAAUUUAUUUUGGUGCCGUCAUUGAUACUACCUGCAUGCUGUGGCAACAGGAAUGUGGUGUGCAAGGCUCAUGUUGGGAAUAUGAUGUGACAUCAUUUCGUUUUGUGUACUUUGGUCUGGCAGCUGGUCUCAAAUUUUUUGGCUUCCUAUUCAUUUUCCUUGCCUGGUACACCAUUAAGUAUAAAGAAAAGAAGCAGCAAAGGCAGCUGUGGGAAGAUGCUCCUGUCAGCACUGUGAGCGCAGUAGUGUGUAACAAAGUUGCUCAGCAAAACUAUGCAAGGACUAGAUCCUGCCCCACGUUUAUCUCUCAAAGUGACCAUGGUAACAAUGUCAAUCUAACAACAACAAUACAUUACACAGCACAAACCUGUCCCGGCCCCCUUACAAUAGAAGCAAUAACCACGUCAGUUGAGAAGCCUUCACAAGAAGUCACUCCUGAAAUAGAUGGGCCCCUUCAGUAACUUCAGAUUAUUAUUUAUUUGUACAUAUUAAGUAUGGGGCCUUUUGAAACUCUUGUGCCUUCUUUUUCCUAACAAGAUCUGCCACUAAGCUUAAUGCAUAGAGCCAUGGCUUAUCUGAGGGCUGGUUACCUCCAAACAACUUUCUUCUUUUGGGAAACUGUAAUGUUAAAGUAGGUUUGCAAGCCCUUUAGGUAUGUCUAUUCAAGAUGCAUGUUCCAGGCAAAUGCUAAUAGAUUCCUUUGCGAAAAUCGGUUCAGAUAGGAAUGUGUGCCACUAGUGAAGAUAAUGCACCCAUGAGUCUUGAACUAGGGAAGAACAAGUAAUUAUUUUUAAUUCUAUUUCAAAGCACAACUUAUCUUAGCUAUGCAAUGCGAACUGGAUAAUUUGUUUGGUUCUGUAUAUUUUUAAAUCAAAAUUGUCAAUCACUUGACUUGGAAAAGAGGCUAUUUGAAGUGAUAAAAUCUCCAAUUAAACAUUUUAUUUUAAGAGAUAGAACAAAUAAUCUUAAAACAAAUCAAUAAUAGGACAAGUUAUUGAGAAUUUGUUUUAUUUUAAUAUGUAAGUGUAUUUUUAAUUUUUAUUGCAAAUUUAUAACUUAGUGAUUUCAAUACUAUUUUGUAAUAACGUUAAAGCGUAACAAACGUAUCAAUAAUUACUGGUUGGUAUUUGCAUAUUUUUGCAAGAAGCAACAAUCAGCUGCAGAUUUCCUAUUGAGUCCACCAAAUCCAAAUUUAAGAUUAUUUUGUUUCUGUGCAUGCAGAAACUAACUUUGAUUGUGUGGAAAACUGAGAUGACUCUAGUAUCUAAUCUUCUGCUGGUAUGGUACACUGGUUAUUUGUUCUGACACAUGGCCCAGAUUGCUCUUUAUAUACCUCAACAUGCCCUAAAUAUCAAUCUGAGCAUAUGCUGAUACAGUCAAAUGAUUGCUUUGCCAAGUUGUCUACUCUUAGAUUCCUACUGAUUCAUGAGGGAGAAUUACAAGCCUUAAGAAUCCAUUUCAUAUUAAAGGCUUGUCCAGACCUGCUUAUAUUUCAGCAAUUGGAGCCUACUACAUUUCUUUGUCAGCAAUGGAAAUUAUCUUGGGCAUCCUGAUCUGAUUGUCACUUUUUCAUUACUGGGACAAAAAGGUGUGUGUUUAUAGAUGCCAAUAUCUAGAGAAGCUGAGACUGAAACUACACAUAUAAUAUUCAGUUGUGCAGCUCUUUCAUCCUGCCAUUAAGGAUUUUUAAUGCAAAAGAUCUACCAGCUUGAGUGGAACAUUUGCAAGGUAAGUCGAUGCUUAUUGAUUUUCCAUCCUGCCAUCAAAAUUAUACAUUUCAACUGUUUUUUUCAUAUUGUUAGCCCUCUUAUCUUUUUCUUCUUGGAGGAGGAGGAGGAAUUCUGAAGAGACAAAUGGCAAGAAUAAAUUACUGCUUUUUGCAUUUGCCAGUAUUAUUUCAUCUUUUUAAAAAAACAUUAAGGAAAAAAUCAUGCCUCUGAGGCUUACAUAUUGCUAAAAUCAAAAGUACAGGUUAGCUUUCCAUUGCACAGAUAUGCUAAUACACUUUAAAAGAGUGUGAUUCAUAGGCAAUACUCGGGUAUAUUCCUCAAGAGGUCACAAAAGCCUUGUUCGGAUCUCUUUUGGAAGUGUUAUGUCUCAUCCAAUUGCACUGUGCUAUUUUUGAAUCUAACAUAUUUUGUUACAGUAUUCUGUUGUCUGAUUCUGAGAUUAGAGGAUCUCUUAAUUCACACAGUGAGGAGCAGUUCCCUAGGCAGGACCAAUUUGAUGUUAGGAUAAAUUCAAAAGGGGCUUCUGAGAUGUAGCUGUCAAAAAGUUGAAAUGAGAAUAUGGUCAGGCCCCAACUCCUUCUGCAUCCCUCAAAUAAUCUUUAGAGUGGUAAUCCAUUGAGAGGAAAUGCCUAUUAGCAGGGGAUGUAAAAAAAAAGUGAAAUAGUUCAUAUGGCAAUGAAUAAGCAAUCAAAGCUUAGUUGCUAAGGACCUGUAGAAUGUGCAUAGGGUUUAUGUUAGGAUAUAUAUUGAAGAAAAAUGAGGUUAGGGAAUAAUUGAUGGAGGAAUUUGAAGAGUGGGAAGACACCUUAUAUUUAUCAGGUUGUGUUCUAAAUAUUUGAAAGCAUCAGCCUAUCUGAACUAAGCCUAUGAAUGACGUUGCAUUCUGAUGCCAUGUAUUGAACAUGUAUAGUGUUAGCUUGCUGGUUGAAUGGCCAGUUGCUGUGUCUCAGACAUACAUCUUCCAAGUACUGUGCAUGUCCAUGUACUUUUAUUUUGUCACUGCAGUAACUUAAAAGAGCAAUAGGUUAGCCAUGCUCUAUGUUUCCUAAUUUCGGUAUUAUUUUUUUUAAGCUGUGGAAGAGAAACUAGAGAGCAUGCACCAAUGUAAUACUUCAACAUAUAACUAAAGAAUUUCGUUAUCUCUUUGUCCCAUCCUAGAUUAAGUGUUAAAUCUUUCAAUGUAUAUAUAAUGUACAUGGAUGUAGAUUGCUAUAAAUACUAACAUAUAUUUAUUAAUAUAGUAUUAAGAUUAUUUAUGCAAACCUACCAUUGCCUCAAAAGUGUCAUUAUUCAUUCAGUAUUGAUUGCAUACUUGAAAUUUGGAAGUAGAAAGUGUAUCCAAUUUGUUGGCUAAUUGUAGUCUACCAAGAGAAUGUAAAGAGAGAACUCAAAAGAGAGGAAAGAGAACCAUUUCAGCCUGAAGGGGAUCAGUGCUCAUAUUUGCUUAAAUGGAAGUACAACUCUCUAAAUGUACCUUAGUGUAAUGUAAGGUUUUAAUUUGCACUGACAACUUUACUCCUAUCAUAGCAAAUGUGAGUAUAGCUCCCUUUCAGAUUUGCUUUCUGCAUCUAUGGAGAUAGGAAACAGGUGGGCCGAGUUUUGAGCUCACCAUGUAUUCUGGCAAACUUUUGAAUGGAGCUUCUGACUAUACAUAUCAGUUCAUUAUGUCAUUUAAAAAUUGGUACUGUUCUUUUUUUCUGCAAUGUAGUCAUAAAAUGGAGAGCACCCUAGAUUAGCAUUGGGCAGCUAUCCCAAAGUUUUCUUUUAAAGUAUUGUCUACCAGAAAAUGUAUAUUGGUCCUCUAAUGUAAAUAAUCAGCUUGGAACUGAUCAACUGGUGCUAAUGGGAUAAAAGAAUUCCCUCAUGAGGCUGAAAAAUAUUUCAAAUAGCUGCUCAGGUGCUUACUUUGCAGGACUAUCAGCUUAAUGGUAAGUCUGCAAUAUACUCUUGCUCCAUAAAUUUUCAUGAAGUAACACAACUUUGAACUAGUUUAAAUAUUUUAACUAAAAGAAUUGGUUAUCGUUAGCUAACUAGAUAUCUUUAAUUGUUGAAUCUGGAAACAAUUUUCUGGCAGAGCAUAGCGAUAGCCAAAGCCUUGAUGAUCUGGUGUCCUGCCAAGCUUGCUAAUUGCUUUACUUUUAGCUAUAGUGGUGUGGAAGUCUAGGAAUUAAAAUUUGGUGCAGCUGAGGAGCAGCUUAGGAGGGAAGGUUUCAGACUAUGGUACCGUUACCAUAGUCUGAAACCUUGAACACAAGGUUGAAUGAACACAAAAUGUACAAUAGAUGAUCCUUGAUUACUCCCAAAUUACUGCCCCUCUCAGUCAUUUGGUUAAUAUUGAACUGGUGGUAAAAACAAAAGAAUUGUGACCUUUGAUUUUUGAACUUAAAAAUAAACUUUCAGAACAGAACUGUUAGCCAAAACCAUGUGUAGUUAAAAUACACUGUAUGCUGAAGAAUCUAAAAAAAAAAAAAAGCUGUUCAAAAAGAAUCCAGGGUUGAACUUAAUAUUUUUAAAUAUGCAAUUUUGAAUCAUUACUUUUUUAUACUUCACACACUCCCCCAUUAAUAAAUAGACAAGAUUGUAUAUUUUUUCCAUUGAUUUCAGGAAAACAGCAGUAUGUUGUAUAUUAUAUUUUGUUUUAAUCCUACUAUACCUGAAAGAGGGAAAUACUAUUAAUCAAGGGGCAGACUAGUUAAAAUGUUAAGUUUUGAUAAAUGUUUUUAAGUGUGUCAGUUAGGAAACUAUGACUUGCAUGUGUAAAAAAAUGGAGAUUUGUGGAAUGUUAUUUUUUUUAAUAAAGAUUUGAACUAGUAUUUAUCUCUCAGUGGAACAAAAACCAGUUUUCAAACUCUUAUGUACAAGCAUGUGUAAAAUUUUAUGGACAAUAUGUGUAAAUAGCUGUUUGCAAAUGAACCUUUAGUACUUGGCAUUUUGAAAUAAAAAUGACUUAACUUUG